Prunus dulcis (almond) is the source of this 1431-nucleotide messenger RNA. RefSeq names its product cytochrome P450 716B1-like. Gene Ontology annotation, biological process: sterol metabolic process. Bases 1 to 1431 code for a protein of 476 amino acids. Gene Ontology annotation, molecular function: heme binding; oxidoreductase activity, acting on paired donors, with incorporation or reduction of molecular oxygen; iron ion binding. The record is from RefSeq and is a predicted model, not a curated record. NCBI's taxonomy places the organism in Eukaryota, Viridiplantae, Streptophyta, Magnoliopsida, Rosales, Rosaceae. The transcript is spliced from 4 exons.
AUGGAUAUCCUACUUCUCAUCACAGUUUUCCUCUUCCUCAUCCCCAUCUUCCUUCUCCUUGCAAGAAGAAAAAAGACAUCAAAUAGGCUUCCUCCAGGCUCACUAGGGAUGCCCAUAAUAGGCCAGAGCCUUGGCCUUCUCAGAGCCAUGCGUGUCAAUACUGCUGAAAAAUGGCUUGAAGAAAGAAUCAGAAAGUAUGGUUCAGUUUCGAAGCUAAGUCUCUUUGGGAAACCAACAGUCUUCAUUCAUGGACAGGCUGCAAACAAGUUUAUAUUCACCGCUGAUGGCAGCACCAUUACCAGCCAACAAACGGAGUCUAUUCGUAUGAUUUUGGGUGACCGGAAUAUACUGGAGAUGAGGGGCAAUGAUCACAAGCGUUUAAGAAAUGCUCUUAUGUUGUUCUUGAAGCCUGAGUCACUGAAGCAAUAUGUUGGAAAAAUGGACAAAGAAACCAGGAAGCAUCUUGAGACGCAUUGGCAUGGCAAGCAACAAGUAAAAGCCUUGCCCCUGAUGAAGAUUCUCACGUUCAACAUAAUGUGCUCUCUGCUUUUCGGGCUUGAACAAGGAACUCGCAGAGACGAACUUGUGGAGUGUUUCCAACAAAUGAUAGAAGGAAUGUGGUCAGUCCCAGUUAACUUUCCGUUCACGCGUUACAACAGCAGCCUCAAGGCUAGCAAGAGGGUUCAAAACAUGAUCAAGGAACUCAUAUCCGAAAAGAGAGCGGAACUUGAGCAGAAAACUAUUUCUCCACUCCAAAACCUUGUCACUUGCUUGCUUAGCAUCCGAAAUGAUGACAACGAAGAAGUUAUAACAGAAAAAGAAAUCUUGCACAAUAUCAUGCUAAUUAUGGUUGCAGGACAUGACACUUCAUCUGUUGUGCUUACUUUUCUUUUUCGGUCUCUAGCUAACGAGCCAGCUGUUUAUGAAGCCCUUCUUCAGGAGCAAGAAGAAAUAGCUAAAAGCAAAUCCCCAGGAGAGUUUCUGACAUGGGAAGACCUUGCCAAGAUGAAGUACACGUGGAGAGUAGCAAUGGAAACUAUGAGAAUAACUCCUCCUGUUUUUGGUGGCUUCAGGAAGGCCUUGAAAGACAUUGAUUUUGAUGGCUUCCUCAUCCCCAAAGGGUGGCAAAUAUUCUGGGCUACUUCUAUGACACACAUGGACGAUAGCGUUUUCCCGGAGCCAUCAAAGUUUGAUCCAACUAGGUUCGAGAACCAAGCAUCAGUUCCACCCUACAACUUCAUUCCAUUCGGAGCGGGGCAUCGAGUAUGUCCAGGAUACGAGUUUGCCAGGAUUGAAAUACUUGUUGUAAUUCAUUAUAUGGUAACUCAGUUCACAUGGAAGCUCUGUGCAGACAACAAAUUCAGUAGGGAUCCCAUGCCUGUACCUACUCAAGGACUGCCCUUAGAAAUCAGGCCAAGGAAACCUUAUUAA